Procambarus clarkii (red swamp crayfish) is the source of this 1226-nucleotide messenger RNA. RefSeq names its product ionotropic receptor 93a-like. Lineage: Eukaryota; Metazoa; Arthropoda; Malacostraca; Decapoda; Cambaridae. The record is from RefSeq and is a predicted model, not a curated record. Gene Ontology annotation, cellular component: membrane. Gene Ontology annotation, molecular function: ligand-gated monoatomic ion channel activity.
GUUGGGAAAGGCCAAUGGUGGCAGCGAAUGCUACUUGCCGGCUGGAUGAUGGUGACACUGGUGUUGUCACGGAGCUACGCCGGGAACCUCAUGUCUCUCCUGGCGGUGAGACACAUUCCUCAGCCCUACCAAAGCCUCCAGGCGGCGAUCGACGACCCCUCUGUCUCGUUGAUCUGGGAAGCAGAAUCAGCUUAUGUUCAGUCUCUUCGAAGUGCAACAUCUGGUGUAUAUAAAAAGGCCUGGGACCUAGAGGAGAAGGGUCGCAUGCUCUACCAGCGGAGCACAGAGUUCCCGGAGAGUGUGGACAAGCUGUUGAGACCAGGACGCUCUGUGCUCAUUCUUGAGGAGCUCACUGAGAAGGUCUUCGUAGCUCAGGACUUCUCAAACAUAGGUCGUUGUGAUUUUUAUUUAUCAAAAGAGCUUUUUCUGCCACUGAUGUUUGCCAUGAUCGGCCGCAAGAACAGUCCUCUGGUUCCUGUGCUCAGCGCCAGGAUCAGGGCGGUGGCGGAGGCCGGCCUCUACGACUUCUGGAUGAAGGACAUGGUGCCCAACUCCACCUCCUGCGUCCACAUGCCCACCACCACCACCGUCACCGCUACUCUCUCCCUCACUAACCUCUCGGGAAUGUUCUUGGUUCUGGCUGGUGGGUACGUCAUCACUCUCCUCGUGUUUGGUCUGGAGCUCCUCCUGAACAAAUAUUUAACUAAUGAUUUAUGCAGAAAUAUGUCACCGUCACUAGAAUGAAACUCCGUUGUGGAGUAGUGUGUGUUGAGCUGAAGGCCUCUCCUGCCCUGGAUGGAUAUUAUAACUGUGACACUACUCUACUGACACUACCAAAUAUAUUCCUAGACACGCAGGGAGUAUAUACCGAGAGAUGACCUGCUUCUCGGUGUGUAUACACACUCACUGAGAGUUAACUUUAUUCCUGGUUUAUGAUCAUGACUAAAGUAUGGUUUCUGGUUGGUCAGUAAGCUGUUGUUGUUGCCUUAAUAAUAAUCCUUAGGUUCAUAGGUGUUAAGCUCAACACCACACACACAACUACUGGUGAAUCCCACGUUGAUGAAUGGAAUACAACUCUUCCUUGCUAAGGAAUUCAUCGCAUAUUGUAAAAUAAUGUGCUCGACUAAUUACAUGGGCUUAGGAAAUUUUCUUUAAGAAUUAGUAAUGCAUCCAAUUCGUCACUACAUUGAUAAUCUUAUCAACAAACUUCUAUAAAAAAUUGCAAC